Messenger RNA from Eupeodes corollae, 2165 nucleotides. RefSeq lists its product as uncharacterized. NCBI's taxonomy places the organism in Eukaryota, Metazoa, Arthropoda, Insecta, Diptera, Syrphidae. The coding region runs from base 457 to 2019 and encodes 520 amino acids. The transcript is spliced from 6 exons. The record is from RefSeq and is a predicted model, not a curated record.
UAAUUUUACAUUCAUACCUGUGCAGCAUAGUAAAUAAUGGUUUGUGGUUGGUUUGGUACGUAAGCGGUAAGGCAAGGUACUAUGAGCUGGCAUUAAAUUGUGAAUGAGAAGCUCAGAACAGAAUUGAAGAUAUUCGCGGUGGUGAGAGAACAACACAACAGAACCCAACACACAUCACCUGGGAAAAGUCUAUUCGGCUCGGACUACGGAGCAGACUACAGUUGUGAUUUCGGUUUGGGUGUGGUAUAAGCUCGUUUAUAUAUCGUUCGUAAUUCCGUUAAAAGUUAAAUUAAUCGAAACGAAAAAUAAAAACAAAAGAAAAUAUAGUUCAUAAAUUUCCUUAUUUAAAUAAAAACGAUAAUCUGUAUAUCGUACUAAAUACUAAUUAUUUGGAAUACGUGCUUGGGGGUGAAAAACAAAAAAAGAAAAUAGUUUGAAAAUUAAAAUUCGUGCGGUAUGAGUGAUCAAGUGAGUGAAAAUUUGAAAGAAAAAUCAGAUGACUUCCAAAAUGGUCAUCGAGAUAUCCGGUUAACGGAAGGAAGUGAUCCUAAUACGGUAAUCAAUAGUCCAUUGGAUGUCGAAAACGGUACUAAAAGAACAUGGGUGAAAUUCGACGAUGAAACAGAAGAGAAUAAUAAAAUAAAUGAAAAUAAUUUAUCUAAUGCACUCGGGGGGGAACAACCCGCUGCCAAUGUAGCCGCAGAAACACACUUAACAACAACAACAUCACUGGUAGCAAACAAGUUAUCUCCACCACCACAAUCACAAAAGAAUGUAACUACGCCAGCAGUGCAACAGAGACAACGGUUACCGUUGCCCUCUUCUGCUAUUCCGAUGACAACAACGACGACGGCAGCGACUUCCCAGAUAGCUCCACAACCACGAUCGAAAUCUCCUGCACAGAGUCCGCCCAUCAUUUCAGCAAAUAUCGCACCUGCUGUACUAACUACCGAAAGUACGCACGUUAAUUUAAACCAUGCAUCUUCAACAACACCAGAGAAACCAGUUCCUGUCUCGAACAUCACAAACUCCAACAAACUCACCUCAAAUAAUUCAACAUCUCAAACCGUACCCAAACAUGAUGUUUCUGUUCCAGUAAGCUCCACAAUGAGAACUAUUGAACUUUCCACAGGCACAAUUCGCGAAGGAUUUGCGAACGGAGAUGUUAUUGUAACACUGCUUCCAUGUAAUACCAAAUGGCCGUGGGUGACCCCUGCAAUAUUCCGUCCAGAACUAGUACCAGAGGAACUCAUGGCCCAAGGACUGACACUAACUGUUGAAGAAUAUGUUAACGCCAUGGAGACACUUGUCAAUGACUACCGUUUCACACUUUACAAUAUUUGCUAUAAGCGCAUUCUGGUGUGUUGGAUUCUCUUCGCGUUCUGCGUACUCCUGACAAUGUUGUUCUCAGGACUGCAAGGAGUCGCUUUAUUCUCCCUGGGAGUUGCUUGGCUCUUCCUUAAUGCAGCAGCUAUAUUCUUGUGUAUGUGGAUGAAAUUGCGACUGUCACGUGGCCUCGAAAAGUGUCUGGCACGUGUAAAUAAACAGCUGAUCAAACACAAAAUAAUACUUGUCCUUGACGACAGGGGGAAAAUAUCAUGUCACAAAGUAAAUUUGUGUUUCUUGUACUUUGACUCCACACAAUGUGUUGAGUUUUUGAAUAGCUUCUUGGAGCAUACCGAACAAAAUGGACAUAAUCUCCAAGCGGGAUGGGAAGCUAAGCUCGAUCUGGAUGUGAACGAUAUUGUUAUUCAAGGAAGCAAUCCAAUGAGACUGUCAAGAAAACAGGCAAUUGCACAAGAAAUAUACCUCAGCUAUCUUCAACGAUGGGGUAAAGAUUUUCUCCGAAGGCGAUUGGAUUGGACCGUACAAGAGGCAGGCGUUCACGAAACCCCACGUCAUCUGCAAUCUUCUAUAUGUCCAUGCCAAUACGAAGAGGAGGUUUUACGAAACAAAAUAAAGACCCAAAACCAAAGAAAUCAAUGUUGUGGCAUAAAUUGUUUAGGAUGUUGGCUCUAAUUUAAAGAACAAAAAUUUAAUUUAAAAUAAAAAAUAAAAGAAGCUUGAAGUACUUAAAGUUUAUUAUUGUGAAAAAUGUCCUUUUUGUUUUGUUUAAAAAAUUAUUUUAAGUUUGCAUAAAUUAAUAAACGCAUUUCAAUUUUAAA